This is a messenger RNA of Musa acuminata AAA Group (dessert banana), 1524 nucleotides long. Its product is annotated as F-box protein At1g70590. Gene Ontology annotation, molecular function: protein binding. The record is from RefSeq and is a predicted model, not a curated record. The transcript is spliced from 4 exons. Lineage: Eukaryota; Viridiplantae; Streptophyta; Magnoliopsida; Zingiberales; Musaceae. The coding region runs from base 81 to 1040 and encodes 319 amino acids.
GCAAGCCCAACUCGGGAGAAAAUAAACACGUCCCGCAUCCGAUCGAACCGGUGGCGACGACGGAAUUCUUCUCUGCCGACAUGGACGAGCAAAGGAAGCGGACCGCCGUCUCCUCGUUUGUCCGCGGCAGGUCCCGCCGACGGAGAUGGAGCCCUCCAUCGCCCCUCCCCGCGCCUCCUACCGCGGCGGCUAGCUUUGCGGACCUCCCGUUCGACGUGCUCGCACGGCUGGCGGCGCCCUUCGACGUGCCCACCCUCUGGGCCGCAAGCACGGUGUGCCAGUCCUGGCGGGAGGCCCUCCGGCCGCUUCGGGAGGCUAUGGUGCUACUACGUGUGGGAAAGGGUUACAAGCGCGGUCGCGGCCCCGGGAUCGGCCGCCCCAACCCUCACCGGGCUCUCGAGUACUUCCUCAAGGGCGUCGACCGGGGUUCGGCACCCGCCAUGGUCGACGCCGGGCUCAUGUACUGGGAGAUGGGGAAGAAGGAGGAGGCGGAGGCCUUGUAUCGGAGGGCAGCUGAGCUUGGCUAUCCGGCUGGGCAGUGCAAUCUCGGCGUCUGCUACUUGGAAGCUGAUCAACCCAAAUCAGAAGAGGCUGUGAAGUGGUUCUAUCGAGCAGCUGAAUCAGGUUAUGCGAGUGCUCAAUAUAACUUGGCACUUUGUCUUCAUAAAGGCCGUGGAGUGAAGAAUGACUUAGCAAAUGCUGCUAAAUGGUACCUGAGAGCUGCACAAGGGGGGAACGUGCGUGCAAUGUAUAACACUUCCUUGUGUUAUUCCACGGGAGAAGGAUUGGUCCAAAAUAUUGGGCAUGCAAGAGUAUGGAUGAAGCGUGCUGCAAAAGGUGGCCACAGUAAAGCACAGUUUGAGCAUGGUCUUCAGCUUUAUUCUUCAGGGGACAUGACGGAGGCUCUUGUCUACCUUGAACUGUCUACACGUGCUGGAGUGGCUGAUGCAGUAGGUAUAAGAAACAGGGUUCUGCAAUCGCUCUGCCAAGCUUCACGAGAUCAUGUGAUGUUGCGUGUGGAGAGAUGGCAACCAUUGUGAUUGCAUCCUGUGCAUUAGGACUAUAUGCGGCCCUUACACCACCCUUGGAGAUUAUCCGGAUCGAUGGCACUUUUCAGCUGCUACCUCUUGCAUCCUUCAUUGAUCAAGGUUUUAGGGCUGCUGCAUUAAGUAAACAGUUUACAGUAACAGCUGGGGAUUAUUUUUUUGGCAGAAUCAGUUUCCCGUGCCAGUCGGGAUCAUCUGGAGAGAACUCGUGGUUGCAGAAUACAUAAAUCGGCCAUGAAUCUUGAUUUGUUUGGUUCAAAAACUCUUGAUGCAGCGGUCGACAUAUUUAUUGUACUGCAUUUAUGUGUAAUAAUAUGUGCAAGUUGUUCGAUAAUGUCACUGUAUUUUCCUUUUUCUUAUUAGACAUUGAACAUGCCAGAGAUUAUUAUCUGUUUAUGACUUAUACCAAACGGGAUGAAUACUCUCAUAAUGAUGUACAAAUUUUGUUCCAAAUGAACAGUGUCGAGAAUGUUUUGUA